This is a messenger RNA of Fragaria vesca subsp. vesca, 700 nucleotides long. RefSeq lists its product as uncharacterized. The transcript has 2 exons. Bases 115 to 603 code for a protein of 162 amino acids. The record is from RefSeq and is a predicted model, not a curated record. NCBI's taxonomy places the organism in Eukaryota, Viridiplantae, Streptophyta, Magnoliopsida, Rosales, Rosaceae.
AGGCCUAAAGAGAUAACAAGCUUUUCUGUCAAUUUUGUGCCCUUAAAUAAGCUAACCCGUUUGAAAAAAACUGAAAAAAGAUCAGAAACGCUGUUCUUCCCUCUCUGAUCGCAAAUGACUUGGAAGCGCUAUCAGCAGGCUCAAGCAGGUUACGAGGCGGCGAAAUCGUUGAAUGCCCAGAAGUUCUUGAAGAAAAUAGGAUGCGGCAAGGAGGACUAUCACUUCUGGAAGCAAAUCGGCAAGGCUUUACUAUGCACAUACACACUGGGUGGAGCAGCUUGGCUCUACAAUGAGAAAUCGCCACUCGGAUGGUGGACGCUGAAGCCUCUUCCCAAGGAAGAGAGAGAGCUAGCUCACUUGUAUGAGCGGCGAGAGUUUCCAUACCCGGGAGACGAAGAAGCAAUGGAAGAGUUUGUGGCCAAAGGUGGCAUGAUCGGCACGACGAUUGGCCCGAAAGGGUUCAUUGAGACGGAUAAAGAUGCGCUGAACUAUCAGAAGGAGCUGCAGAACAAGAAGUUUGAGCAGGAAGCGCAGAAGCUGUGGAUCAGGAUGAGGAAUGAGGUUAUUUCGGAGCUUCAAGAGAAGGGCUAUGAUGUUGAGUGAAUGAAUGUAAGGAGGUGAAUUCGUGUAUGAUUUUGUGCAGACGUUUCAGUAAUCCAGGUUGUUUAUAAUAAUGAUCGAAAUUGUGGGUUUGUGGAAC